This is a messenger RNA of Acanthaster planci (crown-of-thorns starfish), 1116 nucleotides long. Its product is annotated as eukaryotic translation initiation factor 1A, X-chromosomal-like. NCBI's taxonomy places the organism in Eukaryota, Metazoa, Echinodermata, Asteroidea, Valvatida, Acanthasteridae. Gene Ontology annotation, molecular function: RNA binding; translation initiation factor activity. Gene Ontology annotation, biological process: translational initiation. The record is from RefSeq and is a predicted model, not a curated record.
AGUGGUAUGCAACAUAUUGCGGAACUGCGCUGUUCAGAACCUGGUGCACAUGUGAGCAUAUGCACGCGUUGUGAAAUUACGAUUUUUUUUGCGCAAUUAUAAGUAAUAUCAACAAUAAGUUGUCAACAGAGUUAAGGUUUCAGCCCAUAUUCGAGAAAGCUUGACUGGGGUGUUUGGUUAACUGAAAAAUGCCGAAAAAUAAAGGAAAGGGAGGUAAAAACCGGAGGAGAGGAAAGAACGAGAAUGAAUCGGAGAAGAGAGAACUGGUCUUCAAAGAGGACGGACAAGAGUAUGCACAGGUUCUGAAGAUGUUGGGAAAUGGCAGAUUGACCGCACACUGCCUCGACGGCGUGGAAAGAUUAUGCCACAUUCGAGGAAAGCUUCGCAAAAAGGUUUGGAUAAACACAGGCGACAUCAUCCUGCUGGGCUUGCGAGAUUACCAAGACGACAAGGCCGACGUCAUCCUCAAGUACAACGCAGACGAAGCCCGCAACCUCAAGGACUUUGGCGAGCUGCCCGAGUCAUACAAGAUCAAUGACGCCACGACCCUCGGACCGAACGAGGAUGAUGACGAUAUCCAGUUCAAAGAUAUCGAAAGGGUUUGAAGACGGGUCCUUUGGCUCAGGCGGGGUGCUGUAAGAUUUGUAAAUUGAGAAUUUGUUUCUUGAAUGCUCCACCGGAAGACAUAUCCAUUGAAGUCCCAGCCUUUGCAUUGCCUCUGGUGGGCAUGCAGUCUUUUUUUUAAAGAUGGCCAAUGUUUAUGGGUUCCCUCUCUCAUGAAGGAUUGUGGGGCUGACGUAGACUCAAGUAGCAUGAAAAAUAACGCCAGCUCUUCACUUGAUACGUUUUCCGUACACCAAGUGCUCUCAAGUAUGUUCUUAUAAAUGCCAGCUUUGCUGUACGAUACAUUGGCCAUGAUGAAAAAUCCCUGAAAGAUAUCCAUGCCCUUGGAAUGUGUUUGAUUAAAAGAACAGUGUCUUAUAAUUUGGCACCUGGCAAGCAUGCCACAAAAUGAACCAUCUUGGCUUUGCACACAAGUCUUUGUAAAAAAAAGGGCAGCCUUGUCUGAAUAUUAACCCUAACCCUUCCCAAUCCUCCAAAAUCCUUCGGGGGGUG